Molecule: messenger RNA, 423 nt
Organism: Vespa crabro (European hornet)
Lineage: Eukaryota; Metazoa; Arthropoda; Insecta; Hymenoptera; Vespidae
Product: fatty acid synthase-like
Exons: 2
Coding region: 16-387 (123 amino acids)
Source: RefSeq, a predicted model, not a curated record
AGUCGAGGUACUCCAAUGAUAUCCCCACUUAUUACAUGGAAACAUUCAAACGACUGGUUUGUGGCAGAUUACAAAAGACAAGAGAGAAUUGAUUCUGGCGAACGAAUAUUUGAAAUAUCGAUCGAUUAUGAAGAAUUUCAGUAUGUUAGUGGUCAUGUGGUCGAUGGCAGAAAUUUGUUUCCAGCGACAGGAUAUUUAUGUUUAGUUUGGGAAACUUUCGGCAUGAUGAUAGGACAAUUGUACACGGAAUUAUCUGUUGUCAUUGAAAAUAUAAAGUUUAAUCGAGCUACCACCAUGCCAAAAAAAGGCAAAAUUGAAAUGAUAGUCAUGAUUCAAAAAGGUACUUUCCACAACUUGUAUCUAUAUAUUGUUUUAUUUAGAAUUUAACAUAUGUCGAUCUACUAACGAACAGGCAGUGGUAAU